This is a messenger RNA of Arachis stenosperma, 5112 nucleotides long. RefSeq lists its product as uncharacterized. The coding region runs from base 1 to 5112 and encodes 1703 amino acids. The record is from RefSeq and is a predicted model, not a curated record. NCBI's taxonomy places the organism in Eukaryota, Viridiplantae, Streptophyta, Magnoliopsida, Fabales, Fabaceae. Gene Ontology annotation, biological process: DNA integration. The transcript has 2 exons. Gene Ontology annotation, molecular function: RNA-DNA hybrid ribonuclease activity; nucleic acid binding.
AUGGCUGACGCUCCCCCACCAACUCCAUCCGAACUUCUGAGGAUGGUGACUGAAUUACAACAAGCAAAUCAGCGAAUGGCAGAGGAAAACCAGAGAAUGCAAAACCAAAUUGCACAAUUAGAGCAAGCCCGCCUAGAGCAUCAUAAUCACGAUCAUGAAAACAACGAACGAACUCAUGUCUCGGAGACGCCGCAGAGCGACAAUGAAGGAAAUCGGCGCCAUGAUGAAACCCAACCCGAUAACGAAGAAGAACAACCCGACAACUCGGCAGGACCAUUCACAGCAGAUAUAAUGAACUUCCAACUCCCCCGACAAUUCACUCUGCCGACGACUUUAACCCCAUACGACGGGUUGGGUGACCCAAAGCAGCACGUCAAGAAGUUCCGAUCUAUUAUGAUCGUUAACGGUGCAUCUGAUCCAAUUCUUUGUCGAUGUUUUCCAUCUUUUUUAGACGGUCCUGCACUUGACUGGUUCUGUUCUUUGCCUGCAGAUUCGAUAUCUCGCUUUCAAGAGCUGGCCGCCCAAUUUGAGGAUCAUUUCGCAGCAUCCGCAAUAUAUCUCCACGAUUCUGAUUACUUGACGACCAUAAAACAGGGAGCACAAGAAAGUCUGAAGGACUAUAUCACCCGCUUUACAAAGGUCGCCAUGAGAAUUCCCGACCUCCAUCCAGAAGUUCAUUUACACGCCAUAAAAAGCGGCCUUCGCCCAGGAAAAUUCCAGGAAACUAUUGCGGUGACCAAGCCAAAAACCUUAGCCGAAUUUCGUGAAAAGGCCAAGGGUCAGAUCGAUGUGGAAGAACUCAGACAAGCAAGGAAAACAGAAAGAUCGGCAACAAAUAAGGACGAUGAUAAACCUCGGGAUAGCAAGAAAGCAUUUAAGCCAGUUCCACGAUAUGACUCAUACACCAAAUUCAAUACAAAAAGGGACGAUAUUAUAAAGGAGAUAUUAAACUCCAAACUAAUCAAGCCCCCUCGCAAAGCUGGCAAUUAUCCCGAGUCAAAAAGCAUCGACAGAUCAAAGUACUGUACCUUUCACCAGAAACACGGACACACCACCGACGAAUGUGUCAUCGCCAAAGAUCUCCUUGAACGGCUAGCAAGGCAAGGACAUCUCGAUAAAUUUAUUGCAGGGCAGAUGCAGAAAAAUACUAGCCCCACGCCAGACACAUCAACAGCUGACACCUCCUCAAAAGGAAAGGAGAAAGCACCGGCACAACCAAGAGGGGUAAUAAACUGUAUCUCAGGAGGCUACGCUGGAGGAGGGCACACAAGCUCAGCCAGAAAGCGUACUUACAGGGCUAUGCUAGCAAUCACGGAUGCCCCAAGCCAUCCUCGGCCGCUGACGAACAUUUCAGAAGUAACCUUCAGACCAACCGACUUCAAAGGUGCCGAUGCCAAUCUAGACGACCCUGUUGUCAUUUCAAUUCAGCUGGGAGACCUGAUAGUGAAGAAAGUUUCACUCGACCCAGGAAGCAGUGCAGAUGUUCUAUUUUUCUCCACCUUUGAAAAAAUGAAGCUGAGUAACAACAUUCUCCAGCCAUACAUGGGAGACCUGGUUGGAUUUUCAGGAGAACGAGUUCCUGUACUCGGAUCCGUGUGGUUACAAACCACACUCGGUGAGCAACCAUUACACAAUACACAGGAUAUUCAAUAUCUUGUGGUCGACUGUUUUAGCCCAUACAACGUUAUAUUAGGCAGACCAUUUUUAAACAAAUUCGCUGCAAUUGUUUCCACUGUUCACCUCUGUGUCAAGUUCCCUGUGCAGGACAAUGUCAUAGCUACAGUUCACGGAGAUCUCCAGGAAGCGAGACAAUGCUACAACACAAGCCUAAAGCCACCCAAAAAAGUCGGACAGUCACAUGUCAACUCUAUAAAGUCGGAACAGAUAACAAUAUCCGAACUUGACCCACGGGCCGACUUUCAGGAUCGGCCUACGCCGAACGAGGAGUUGACAAAAAUCAUUUUAAAAGACGAUCCACUAAAAUUUACUUUUGUAGGUACUUCCAUGACUCCAGAAGAUACGAAAAGUCUAACAAACUUUCUGCAGGAGAAUGCCGACCUAUUCGCAUGGACCUCCGCUGACAUGCCAGGAAUAGACCCUUCUAUCAUAACACAUAAAUUGGCACUAAAUCCAGCAGCUAGGCCGAUCUCCCAGAAAAAAAGAAACCUCGGCACCGAGAAGCGACAAGCAUCAAUUGCCGAGGUACAAAAGCUCAUUCAAGCAAACUUCAUCAGAGAAAUCCGAUUUACAACAUGGCUCGCUAAUGUAGUAAUGGUAAGAAAAAAUAAUGGUAAGUGGCGCAUGUGCGUCGAUUUUACUGAUUUAAAUAAAGCAUGCCCAAAAGAUGCUUACCCUCUACCUUGUAUUGAUACACUGGUUGACAACUCUUGUGGCUAUGGUACUUUAAGCUUUAUGGACGCAUACUCUGGCUAUAACCAGAUUCUUAUGCACAAAAUGGACCAGGAAAAAAUGGCUUUCAUAACUGAAAACGGAAAUUAUUGCUAUAAUGUCAUGCCUUUUGGUCUAAAGAAUGCAGGAGCCACAUAUCAGCGGCUAAUGAACAAGAUUUUCCAGCAGCAAAUCGGCCGAAAUAUAGAAGUUUAUGUUGAUGAUAUGGUCGCCAAAACAAAGCUCGGCAACUCUCUGACAAACCCCAAUUUGACGAUCCGGCGAUACAACAUGAGGCUAAAUCCAGAAAAAUGCGCCUUUGGAGUGCAGGGAGGAAAAUUUCUCGGAUUCAUCCUCACAAGCCGAGGAAUUGAAGCAAAUCCAGAAAAAUAUCAAGCAAUACUCACCAUGCAAAGCCCAUCCACAGUAAAAGAGGUUCAACGGCUAACAGGACGAUUAGCCGCUUUAUCUAGAUUUUUACCAUGCUUAGCUCCUAAAUCGUCAAACUUCUUUCAAUGUUUAAAAAAGAAUGCAAAGCAUUUUGAAUGGAGCCAGGACUGUGAGCUGGCUUUCCAAAAAUUAAAAGAGUUUCUUUCAAAACCCCCUGUAUUACAAAAGCCAAAACCAGGUGAACCAUUAUACAUAUACUUAUCUAUCACUGACAAUGCUAUCAGUUCUGCACUCGUAACAGAAACAGAUCGGAACCAACAGCCAGUCUAUUUUGUGAGCAAGUCCUUACAAAACGCCGAGCUUCGCUACCCAAGGUUGGAAAAGCUCGCCUUAGCUCUAGUGUUCUCAUCAAGACGCCUCCGACCAUAUUUCCAAAGUCACACAAUCAUCGUCAGAACAGGACAACCUCUGCGACAAGUUCUUUCAAAACCUGAAUUAGCAGGAAGACUAAUUAAGUGGGCUAUCGAGUUGUCGGAAUUUGACAUUCAAUAUCAGCCGCGAGGGUCGGUCAAGUCCCAAUACCUCGUAGACUUUAUCGCCGAACUUACAGAACCAUGCUCAGACACAUCAAGUCCAACCUGGACCUUAUUUGUAGACGGGGCUUCCAAUCCUCAAGGCGCGGGCGCUGGAAUACUACUCGAAAGUUCAGAUGGGAUAGUCCUCGAGCACUCCCUCAGAUUCUCAUUCAAGGCCAGCAACAACCAGUCCGAAUAUGAGGCCCUCAUCGCAGGGCUCAGGUUAGCAACCGAUCUACAUAUUAAAAGUUUAAGAGUUUACUGUGAUUCAUUAUUGAUUGUCCAGCAAGUAAACCACAGUUUUCAAACAAAAGACCCGAUCUUAUUAAAAUACUUGGAUAUUGUUCAUCAACUGUUACAAAAUUUUUCAACAAUAGACAUCAUUCAUAUUCCUAGGGAACAAAACCAUAGAGCAGAUAUUCUGUCAAAAUUAGCAACUACACAGACAAACACCACUACCCUUCUACAGUCAACAUUAGAUAAGCCGAGCAUUGAUACACAUAGCAUUCUAAACAUUGUUGACAAAGAAAAUUGGCUACAACCUUAUAUUCAAUACCUCAGUUCGGGAACAAUUCCGAGCUACAUUGACAAUAAAGCUAAAUUCAGAAGACAAGCCUCCUAUUAUACACUGUUAAAUGAUAACCUGUACAGGCGAGGAUACUCUCGACCUCUACUAAAAUGUUUGAACAGGGCAGAUGCCGAACUUGUAUUAUCAGAAGCACACGAGGGAAUUUGUGGAAUACACUCUGGAGCUCGAAGCCUAUCACAAAAAAUCCUCCGAGCCGGUUUCUACUGGCCGACGAUAUGGGAAGAUAGCAAACACAAGGUCAGAACAUGUGAUAAUUGUCAGCGGCAUUCGCAGACCAUUCAUCUACCGGCAGAGCAUCUUCACCAUUCGACGGUAAGCUGGCCAUUCGAAAAAUGGGGAAUCGAUAUUCUAGGACCUUUCCCCACUGCUCCAAGACAGGUAAAAUACUUGGUAGUGGCAAUUGAUUACUUUUCCAAGUGGAUUGAAGCACAACCUUUGGCAAAAAUCACAUCCGCACAAAUGAUAAGCUUCGUUUGGAAAAACAUAAUAUGCAGAUUUGGCAUACCGAGUAAUAUUAUAACUGACAAUGGCCGUCAAUUUAUCGACCAAACUUUUAAAGCUUUUUUGCAGAAUCUUAAAAUAAAACAGCAUUUUUCUUCAGUCGAACAUCCACAGUCAAACGGAUUAGCAGAAGCCGCCAAUAAGGUUAUUCUCCAGGCUUUGAGGAAAAAGCUAGACGACGCAAAAGGAUUAUGGGCCGAGCUUGUGCCAGAAGUGUUAUGGGCAUAUAAUACUACUGCUCAUUCAACAACAAAAGAAAGCCCAUUCCGUUUGGUAUACGGAUCUGAAGCUAUGAUCCCUAUAGAAGUCUCACAUGGCUCAAUGCGGACGAUAGCUAAGGAGCAUGACCAAGCUCGGCAAGCAGAACUCGAUCUAAUUGAGGAGAUACGAGAAACAGCAGCCAUCCGACACCGAGCAUUACAGCAACAACUCAGCCGACGAUACGGGCAGAAGGUGAAGCCGAGGACCUUCAACACUGGUGACUUGGUACUCAGAAAAACCGAACAAGCCCGCCGACCUCCCUCUCAUGGGAAACUUGCUGCAACAUGGGAUGGUCCCUACAAAAUAUCUGAAGUCCUCGGCAGAGGGGCGUACAAGUUGGAAGACAUUAACGGCACUCAACUUCCUAGCACAUGGAACGUCGGCUCCCUGAAGCGAUACUACAGUUAG